This is a messenger RNA of Equus caballus (horse), 1743 nucleotides long. It is a transcript of the gene PNMA8B, whose product is annotated as PNMA family member 8B. The record is from RefSeq and is a predicted model, not a curated record. Lineage: Eukaryota; Metazoa; Chordata; Mammalia; Perissodactyla; Equidae.
AUGAGCCAGCUGGAAGCAGCGGGAGUGUGGAGCCCCGAGUCCUGGCCUCGCCACCUUCACCUGAACUCUGAGCCCUGGGCGCUGCUCCAGGGGGGGAUUGGCACCACGCGAUGCAGCCCAGGUCCGCCUCUGUCCCCCUCCUGCCCCGCGACCGGCGGCCCUGUGGCCGUGAGCCUUUUGUGGGCCUGGUGCCGGGGGCUGGACGGGGACGUGCACAGGGCCCCGCUGGUCACCGGCAUCCCAAGGGGGCAGGCUGCCAGUGAGGCUGUCCUGCAGCCGGCCUUCCCGGCCCUGGGCGCGUGCAGGCUGCGGAACACGCGGGCCGUGAGGAACGAGGAGGCCGAGGCCGCCCUGGUGGAGCCCGUGGAGGACGUUAAUCGCGCCGCCAUCCCCAGGGAGAUCCUGGGCCAGGCCGGUGUCUGGAAGGUUCUGUGCAAGGUGCAGAGGACAAUCCUGAGACAGAUGGAAUGCCUGCUGCUGGACGAAAGGCCCACUCAGGCCACAGUGGCUGGGGACACUGGGGACACGUCCAUCCCUCGUACUUCGGCGACUGAGGCCCCAGGGUCGGAGCAGGCGGCCUGGAAAGCUGGCUCCCCUGGUGCAGCCGGCAAGGCUGGGAGGGGCCAUCGGGGCUGCAGAAACAGAGCCAGAGGCAAGAGGUUGACCCCGAAGGGCAAGAAGAGCGGCAGAGCAGGGCGGGCGUUUACCUCUGCAAAGAGCAAUUCCAAGGACUCUUCCAUCGAGAGCCGGGCCAUCGAGAUGGCAGAGGUGGAGGAGGAGGACUCGGGCGCAGAUGACAAUGACAAUGUGCUGUCCCCGAUGUCAGACAGCCAAAAGCAACAAGAAGUUAAGAAGCAGUGGGCCCUCCAGGGCAACAGGGACAAGGCAGAGGGUCCCCCGGAGCUCUUGGCCCUGGUGAUGGUGACGGACAGAGCCAAGAAGGAGGAGAUGGAGAAAGGGCCCCCAGAUUUGGUGAGAUUGACACAGAGCCGGCGGCUGCACCCCGACAUGGUGGCUCUCUUGGCCACGAGGGACGGAUCUGAUGAGAUGCCCAAGGGCAGCGAUGCAUCCAAGGCGGGUCCAGGAACGCAACAACCAAGACGCAGAGGGGGGAUGGAGAACCCCGCGUUGGCCAUGGUGGCCGAGAGGAGCGCGUCAGACUAAAACCGGGAGGAGACGUUGAAAGUCGCUCCUGCAGCAGAGUCACUGGGCUUGAGCGACCAGAAAGACCAAAAAGAUGAUGCCCUUCCCAAGGGCUCCUCCGUCAUGGCCAAGGAGGCUUCGGGAACCCACGUGCAGGCAGAGGAGGCAGGCUGCCGGGUGGAUGCCAUGGUCCUGAGGAAGGCCGAGGGCGGCGGGAAGCUUCUGGAAGGUAUUUCCACCUCAGCUGAGCCUGAGAAGGCCUUUGAGAGGAAGAAGUCUCGUGGGGGCAGGAGGCCGCUUCCCCAGUGCCGCUGGGGACACGGAGGCAGCCAACCCCUGCGCCUCCUGGGUGGCGCGCGGUCCCGAUGGAAGAAGGAGCGAAAAACUCGUCCCCCGGAGGCAGCAGCCCCAGUGAUGGCUUCAGUGUCCGUGCCCCCCACCCGGGCCCUCAGCCCCCACCCCAGCAUCAUCUCCCCAGCGCAAGCCUCGGCCCAGCCGAGCCCUCUCAGGCCCAGAGCAGCAGUGUCUUUGCAAUUUGGGACCAGGAAUACCCCGCAGUCAAGACGGAUGGACCGCCUGGAUCCCUGUUCCCUGCUCUAA